Messenger RNA from Cimex lectularius (bed bug), 2576 nucleotides. Its product is annotated as probable cytosolic oligopeptidase A. Bases 280 to 2418 code for a protein of 712 amino acids. Gene Ontology annotation, biological process: peptide metabolic process; proteolysis. The transcript is spliced from 14 exons. Gene Ontology annotation, molecular function: metalloendopeptidase activity. Lineage: Eukaryota; Metazoa; Arthropoda; Insecta; Hemiptera; Cimicidae. The record is from RefSeq and is a predicted model, not a curated record.
GGGUAGGUUGCUCGAUGACGAAACCAAGAAGAAAAUAACAAAACUAAAAAUAUUAAAAUCUUAUUAAAAUCGACAGAUUUGAUUUUUCUCUAGAAAACACCCACAAAAUCUUCGAUUUAAACUAAAUAGUCGGAGAAAAAGGAAUAAAGUUAAUUUUUUUUAACAUGUCGAGGUUCUCCAUGUCGGCAGGUUCUCCACCAGGUUACGUCCCGUGUAUAAAUUGAAUUGACGGCCGAAUUUUUACCCGACCGGCUUUUUAAAUCGUGCUUGUAAAGCACGAUGGCCUGUUCGAUUUUGAGGAGGAAGUUCGCCCUGGCCCGGUCCAAAGGGUUCUACCAGCAGAUCAGAACCGGCUACAUAGUACUGCUGCCUGAGACCGGACCUCCACAGGGAGACAAGAACCCCCUGUUCAAAAAUGGGCUGCCCGACGCGGAAAACUUGUCGGGCGAGAAGUGCCUUUCGACGCUCGGCAACCAGCUCCUCGAUUUUGAGCACUGCAUACGAGAAGUUGAAAACAGCAUUAUAGAAAACAAAGAUGAGCUUGAUUUGUUUGAAAAUGUUCUUGAGCCAAUUGAAGAAAGCGGCAGUAAGAUGGAGGCCACCUGGGGCCUAUCUAAAGUCCUGUAUCUCACUGAAAGCAAUAUCAUGCCGCCACAAAAGUACGUUUUGAUGCACAACCGCGCCAGGAAGGCGCGUUCCGCCAAAUUCAACUCAAAACCUAUAUACAACAUGUUUAAGAAUUGUGAUAAGAACAACUUGACUGAGGAAGAACAGAGGGUGGUAAAUAAAUUUCAAAUCGAGGGCAAGCUUAACGGCUUGGACCUGCCGCCCGAAAAGAAAGAAUAUUUAAGCUUGCUUCUAGUCGGUCUGGCCAACGAAAAGGAAAAAUUUCUAACAAGUACACAAGCAACCAUAAGAAAUUUUAGGCAUACGAUUCACGAUCCAGUUAAAGUCUCAAAUUUUCCUGACAGACUGUUAUACUCAAUGGCUCAGGAUAAGGCUAAAUAUAAAAACGGACCUUGGGACAUAUUACUCAACCCUUCGAUAACCGACGGUGUCCUGGCAUACUGCUCAGACAGGGAUGUACGCUGGAAUACUUGGAUGGCGUUGAGACAAGUCGCUUCCGGCCUCAGCGGUCAGUCUGACGAAUUCAAUAAUAGCUUUAGAUUAGAGAAAAUCCGUUCGUUGAGGAGGGAUAUUGCCGCAGUCUUGGGCUACGAGUCUUACAUCCAUAUGUCGAUGGAGACCAAAAUGGCCGGCUCGUUGGAUGUGGUGAAAUCAACAUUGUACAGAUUGUUGGAGAAAGCAAAAAUGCUGCAAGAGAAAGAACUUACCAAACUUCAAGAGUUUGCUUAUGACCGUGGAUUUAGAGGCAGUAUGGAGAUGUGGGACAUCACUUAUUGGGAGCGAGAACAAAAACAAGAUUUAUACCAAUGGGACAACAUGAAGAUCUCUGAAUAUUUCCCAUUAGAAACAGUAUUUAAAGGUAUUCUUAACUUAACAUCUCGUACGUUCGGUAUUCGAUUCGAGGAAGAGAAAAAAGUAAAAUCCUGGCAUCCGGACAUUAAGCUGUAUCAUAUAUUUAACAACGAGUCGCCCAAUCCUAUCGCUGGGCUCUACAUAGAUUUUUACUCGAGGGAUGGAAAAAUGGACACCGGUACCGGAUCAGGGCAUGUUGUCGGAAUCAGGCCCGUCGCGAAAAUCCUCGGAACUUCACAACCACUAGCCGCUAUGAUAUUUAAUUUCCCUCCGCCAAAAAGCAAUAAAGAGCCUUGCCUUUUGCAUUUCGACGAUGUUGAGAACAUGUUCAAGAAGUUUGGUCAAGCUCUGCAGCAGUUACUGAGCCAUGUCAACUAUUCUGAGGUUUCUGGCCUGUCGAACAUCGAGUGGGAUGCUGUCGAAGUUGUCAGCAACUUCAUGUACCUAUGGCUGAAAGAUACAGAAGUCUUGAAAGAAAUAUCAGGCCACUAUAGAGACGGAAAGCCGCUGCCGUUCAACAAAAUAGAACAGAUAAGAAAACACAUGGCUGGUUACCGUUUAUGCCAAGAGAUCUACUUGGCUAAUUUAGAUUUAGACCUGCACACAUCGAAAGAGUUCUGGUUACCACUUAUGAAAAAACUCUGGCAGGAGCAUUUUAUUCUUCCUUUAGAUAGUAAAGACAAUCAUCCUUUGAGUUUCACAGCGUCUGUUUGCGGUGAUCUGAGCGGUGCUUACUAUUCGCGCCUAUGGGCUAGAAUGUUGGCCGAAGACGCUUAUAAUUCUUUUAAGACUGACCCCGACAGAGCAGCGAUAGGGCUGAGGUUCCGAGACACUUUCCUUGGAUUCGGAGGUGCGUGCCAUCCCAGCGAAGUAUUUAGGCGUUUCCAGGGUCGAGACCCAUCCCCUGAAGCAUUCGAGGAUCAGUUGAACGAUAAUUAAUCAAUAAGUGUAUAAAUAAUAAUUUAGAAAUACUUUUAUUUCUAGUUUUAUAUUGUUGCAUAGAAUAUUUUUUGUUUGUAAUUUAAUUAGAUCCAAACGUAUAAAUGCAUUUUUACUGCCUGUUCGCUGCAAUAAACAAGAAACAUUAUUGUUACAUA